Messenger RNA from Marmota monax (woodchuck), 2106 nucleotides. Its product is annotated as disintegrin and metalloproteinase domain-containing protein 25-like. Gene Ontology annotation, cellular component: external side of plasma membrane; sperm head plasma membrane; plasma membrane. The coding region runs from base 1 to 2106 and encodes 701 amino acids. The record is from RefSeq and is a predicted model, not a curated record. Gene Ontology annotation, biological process: male gonad development; proteolysis. Gene Ontology annotation, molecular function: metalloendopeptidase activity. Lineage: Eukaryota; Metazoa; Chordata; Mammalia; Rodentia; Sciuridae. The transcript has a single exon.
AUGGCUGUUGGUGAGGCCCUGGUGCAUAUGAGGAUCACUGUCCUACACCUCUGCCUGAGCAUCUUGCUCUUCCUUUCUGGAUGGGCCCAGAUUGGCCACUCUCAACACCAUAGCCCCCCAGAAGUAGUGAUACCCUUGAGAAUAAAUGGCACCAAUAGAGCCAUGAGGCCCCCUAACUGGAUCUCCUACAGUCUUCACUUUGGAGGCAAGAAACACAUUGUCCACAUGAAAGCCAAGAAACUUCUGGUGUCCAAACCCUUCUCUGUGUUCACCUACACAAAGCAGGGUGCUCUGCUUGAGGACCACCCUUUUGUCCAGAGUGACUGCUACUAUGAUGGCUAUGUGGAAGGGAACCCAGAAUCCCUGGUUGCUCUUAGCACCUGUUUGGGGGGCUUUCGAGGAAUACUAGAGGUCCAUGACACUGUUUAUGAAAUCAAACCCAAAAGACUUUCUACCACAUUUGAACAUCUGCUUUAUAAGAAGGACAGAGAGAAGACACAAUUCCCACCCAUGAGAUGUGGACUAACAGAAGAAGAACUAGCACGACAACUAAAGCUCCAAAGGCGUAAUAAUUCCAUUCUGAGGCAAAGUGGUUAUGAAGGCUGGUGGACCCACACAUGGUAUCUUGAAGCAGUUUUUGUUGUAGAUUAUGAGCAAUACCUUUAUAAGAAAAGUAAUGUCUCACUUGUGAUAGAGGAAUUAUUUGUCAUUAGCAAUACUGUACAUUCCCUUUUAUGUAAAGUGGAUGUUGAAUUGAGUUUACAUGGAAUUGAAGUCUGGAAUGAAAAGAACAUUUUUGAAGUGACUAACAACAUAUACACUGUCCUGCAGCACUUUUGCAGCUGGAAGAAAGAUAGUCUUGAUCCUCGCCUAAAAAAUGACCUUGCACAUUUUUUGGCAAAACAAGAUUUUGAAAUACAUCUUGGCUUAGCCUAUGUGGGAAGUGUAUGUGAUGUUGGUUUGCAAUGUGGAGUGAAUCGUGCCCUGGGAGAUAAUUUACAUGAAUUUGCACUUACCAUAACACAUGAAAUGGGUCAUAAUCUGGGUAUGUUGCAUGAUGAACCUGAAUGUAUAUGCGGGGAUACUAUUUGCAUCAUGUAUCCAGAAAAAUCAAAUGGCAUUAAAUUCAGCAACUGCAGUUAUGCUGAAAUGUGGGAAACCUUUCAAUAUAUGAACUGUUUGCGCAGUGCACCAAAACAAGAAGACAUCUUGAAGUGGACUGGCUGUGGGAAUGAUGUGGUUGAAGAAGGAGAGGAGUGUGACUGUGGAUCCCCAACUUUGUGUUCAAACCAUCCAUGUUGUUCGGAAAACUGCACUCUGAAAUUUGGGACUGAAUGUGCUUCUGGGCUUUGUUGCGAAGACUGCCUUCUCUUGCCACCAGGUAAAGUGUGUAGAGAAAAUGUCAGUGAGUGUGAUCUUCCAGAGUGGUGCAGUGGUACCUCACCUGAGUGUCCAGAAGAUGUGUAUGUGCAGGAUGGGGUCUGUUGCAUGGACAGUGGCUACUGCCAUGAGAAGAGAUGGAAUGCACGUGACGAACAGUGCAGACAGAUCUUUGGCAAAGAAUCCAGGAGUGCACAGGAGAGUUGCUACACAGAAAUGAACAGCCGAGGUGACCGCUUUGGUAACUGUGGUCUCAUUGGUGAGAACUAUGUGAGGUGUAAUAAGUCAGAUUUCCUCUGUGGAAGAGUUCAGUGUGAGAAUGUGAAAGAAAUUCCCUUUUUAAGAAGUCACACUACUGUGCAUUGGAUUGACAUCAAUGGUGUGACCUGCUGGGGUACCGACUAUCAUUUUGGGAUGACCAUACCAGAUAUUGGUGAUGUGAAAGAUGGCACAGAGUGUGGUAAUGGACAAGUGUGCAUACACCGGAAGUGUGUCUCUAUGUCAUUGUGGGCAAGUGAUUGUUCACCAGAGACCUGUGCUAUGAAAGGGAGCUGCAACAACAAACAUCACUGCCAUUGUGACCCUAAUUGGGAGCCCCCAAACUGCACAGACAAAGGCUAUGGAGGGAGUGUUGACAGUGGCCCACCCCCUGGGAAAAGAGUGAAAGAAUGGAUGGAAAAGAGGAAGGGACCUUUUUUUUAUUUCCAUUUUUGGUUUUGUUUAUGA